Messenger RNA from Sphaerodactylus townsendi, 7980 nucleotides. RefSeq names its product adenylate cyclase 1 (gene ADCY1). Gene Ontology annotation, molecular function: adenylate cyclase activity. Gene Ontology annotation, biological process: adenylate cyclase-activating G protein-coupled receptor signaling pathway; cAMP biosynthetic process; intracellular signal transduction. The record is from RefSeq and is a predicted model, not a curated record. Bases 94 to 3543 code for a protein of 1149 amino acids. Gene Ontology annotation, cellular component: plasma membrane. The transcript is spliced from 20 exons. Lineage: Eukaryota; Metazoa; Chordata; Lepidosauria; Squamata; Sphaerodactylidae.
GCGGCGGCGGCGGCUGCCGUUGCGGUCUGUGCCGGGCUGCUGGCCCCCGUCUCAUGAGUGGGUCCUGCGCGGCGCCUCCCAGCCCCGGGGUUCAUGAAUGGCCCUGACAUGGAGGACAGGCCGGGUGCGAAAGCCCAGAAGGCGGGCGGGAGGAAGAAGCGGGGCUGCCGCGCUUGCUGCUGCUCGGCCGGGCCGCCGCCGCCUGCCCCGGCCGCCCCGCCGCCAGCCUCGGGAGCGGCGCCCGCCGCCGCCGCGCUGCUGGACGUGUCGGCCUGCGAGGACCAGUUCGCGUGCAAGGAGCUGGAGUCGCUCUUCCAGAACUACAACCUGAAGCUGGAGCAGACCUCCACCCUGAAGGCGCUGGCCGUGCUGAUCGUGCUGACCGCCAGCCUGGCCCUGCUGGAGCACCUGUCGGCCCCGAGCCUGAGCAUCACCAAGGGCUCCCACCCGGUGCACUGCAUCAUCUUCCUCUCCCUCUUCAUCGUCACCAACGUCAAGUACCUGCAGGUCACCCAGCUCCAGCAGAUCGUCAAGCUCACCCUGCUCUUCGCCUUCACCUUCGCCUUCCUCUGCUGCCCCUUCUCCCUGGGCGCCUACGGCCUGGAGCCCCCCGGCGCCCCCGAGCAGGGCAUGUGGCAGCUCAUGCUGGUCACCUUCGUCUCCUACGCCCUCCUGCCCGUCCGCACCCUCUUGGCCGUCCUCUUCGGCUUCGGGGUGGCCGUCUCCCACCUCAUCGUCGCCGCUGCCUCGGUCCGGGCCAAGAGGCAGCCCCUCUGGAGGACGCUGGUGGCCAAUGCUAUCCUUUUUGUCAGUGUAAAUUUGUAUGGGGUCUUUGUGAGGAUUUUGACAGAGAGGGCGCAGAGGAAAGCGUUCCUUCAGGCCAGGAACUGCAUAGAGGACAGGCUGAAACUGGAGGAUGAAAAUGAAAAACAGGAGCGACUCUUGAUGAGCCUUUUGCCCAGGAAUGUUGCCAUGGAAAUGAAGGAGGACUUCCUGAAGCCACCUGAAAGGAUCUUCCACAAGAUUUACAUUCAGAGGCACGACAAUGUCAGCAUAUUGUUUGCGGACAUUGUCGGGUUUACCAGCUUGGCAUCGCAGUGUACUGCUCAAGAACUGGUGAAGCUUCUGAAUGAACUCUUCGGGAAGUUUGAUGAAUUGGCUACAGAAAACCACUGUAGAAGGAUAAAAAUCCUAGGUGACUGUUACUACUGUGUAUCAGGACUGACGCAGCCCAAAACCGAUCAUGCCCACUGCUGUGUCGAAAUGGGAUUGGAUAUGAUUGACACCAUCACAUCGGUAGCUGAAGCCACUGAAGUAGAUCUCAAUAUGAGAGUUGGCCUGCACACCGGGAGGGUGCUCUGUGGCGUCUUGGGUCUUCGCAAAUGGCAAUAUGAUGUUUGGUCAAAUGAUGUGACUCUUGCUAAUGUAAUGGAGGCUGGGGGGCUGCCUGGGAAAGUGCAUAUAACAAAGACCACCUUAGAGUGCCUAAAUGGUGACUAUGAGGUCGAACCAGGGUAUGGCUUUGAAAGGAACAGUUUCUUGAAGAAGCAUAAUAUCGAAACCUUUUUCAUUGUGCCAUCUCAUCGAAGGAAGAUAUUUCCAGGGCUUAUUCUUUCGGACAUAAAGCCUGCCAAAAGGAUGAAGUUCAAGACGGUCUGUUAUCUGCUGGUCCAACUCAUGCAUUGCCGUAAAAUGUUUAAAGCCGAGAUACCUUUCUCCAAUGUCAUGACCUGCGAAGAUGAUGACAAGAGGAGAGCAUUAAGGACAGCCUCUGAAAAGCUCAGGAAUCGUUCCUCUUUUUCUACAAACGUUGUAUACAGCACUCCCGGAUCUCGAGUGAACCGAUACAUCAGCCGUUUAAUCGAGGCCCGGCAAACGGAGUCGGAGAUGGCGGACUUAAAUUUUUUUACCCUGAAGUACAAGCAGAUGGAGCGUGAGCAAAAAUAUAACCAGCUUCAGGACGAAUAUUUCACCAGUGCUGUAGUCUUGUCACUAAUUCUAGCUGCCUUAUUCGGCCUUGUCUACCUUUUAAUAAUCCCACAGAGUACCGUAGUCCUUGUCCUCCUGGUCUUCUGCAUAUGCUUCCUGGUGGCGUGUAUCAUGUACUUACAUGUCACUCGAGUACAAUGUUUUCCAGGGUGCCUGACAAUACAAAUUCGAACUGUUUUGUGUGUUUUUAUUGUGAUCUUAAUUUACUCAGUGGCACAAAGCUGUGUGGUUGGUUGUAUGCCUUGGGUCUGGAGUUCGAAUUCCAGCAGUUCCAUAGUUAUCAUGUCUCCCAGUGGGACGAAUGAGACCAUGAGCGAACUUCCAUGCGAUUCGGCCCAUUAUGCGUUCCUCUCUUGCGUUGUGGGGACUCUGACCCUGGCAAUAUUUUUACGCGUAUCUUCUUUGCCAAAAAUGAUCCUCCUGCUUUUUAUUACAAUUUUGUACAUAGUCAUUUUGGAACUCAGCGGAUACCGAAAAGCAGUGGGGGGUGGCUCCUUUUAUAUACGUGGCAACGAACCCAUAUUAGCCAUUUUGCUGUUUUCCUGUGCUUUAGCACUUCAUUCUAGGCAGGUGGAUUUGAAGCUACGUCUGGACUACCUCUGGGCUGCACAGGCAGAAGAAGAGAGGGAUGAUAUGGAAAGAGUGAAGCUGGACAACAAGAGAAUUCUCUUCAAUCUGCUGCCAGCACAUGUUGCACAACAUUUUCUCAUGUCUAACCCAAGGAAUAUGGACCUGUAUUACCAGUCAUAUUCACAAGUGGGAGUGCUGUUUGCUUCCAUUCCAAAUUUCAACGAUUUUUACAUUGAGCUGGAUGGAAACAACAUGGGAGUAGAGUGUUUACGCCUGUUAAAUGAAAUCAUUGCAGAUUUCGACGAGCUUAUGGACAAAGAAUAUUAUAGAGAUAUUGAAAAAAUCAAGACGAUUGGCAGCACUUACAUGGCAGCGGUGGGACUUGUGCCAACUACUGGCACCAAGGCAAAGAAAUCAAUUUAUUCCCAUCUUAGUACCCUUGCUGAUUUUUCAAUAGAAAUGUUUGACGUUCUUGAUGAAAUCAACUAUCAGUCUUAUAAUGAUUUUGUUCUCCGAGUUGGUAUUAACGUCGGCCCCGUAGUGGCUGGCGUUAUUGGUGCCAGAAGACCCCAAUAUGACAUCUGGGGUAACACUGUAAAUGUUGCCAGCAGGAUGGAUAGUACCGGAGUGCAAGGUAAAAUCCAGGUUACAGAAGAAGUUCAGCGAAUACUGAAAAGGUGCAAUUAUGAGUUUGCUUGUCGUGGCAAAGUCAGCGUCAAAGGGAAAGGUGAAAUGUUGACUUACUUUCUCGAAGGGAAAUCUGAUGGGAGUAACUCACAAACGAGGUCUUUAAACUUAGAACGUAAAAUGUACCCCUACGGACGAGCAAACAUUCAGACUAAACUGGGCACCAGCUGCCCGUCUAUGUCCUCUUCCCCCAGCCUUUCGGCAAAUGCUGGGUCCGCGACGCUCCAACCACCGUCUGCCCACACAACUCUGACGCUUCAUUACCUUCCUUCAGUGCCAGCCGUAAAGGAGGCGUGAGAGCAAAGGAAACGCUGCUUGUGCCGUUGCGCUGAACAUGGAGAGCAAAGGUCACCUGGAUUCUCAUCAAGAACCUGAAGGCGACAGGAUUUGGUACCAAUCAAGGAUGUCUACAACCCAACCAAAGAGAACUUGGGAACCAGAUGUACGAACUCUUGGAAUGGAUUAAAUAAGGGCUAGCAAUUCUGUUAGAAAAGUCUACUAUUGAUUUUCGGAAGAGAAGGAAUAUUUUCUUGGCAAUUAUUAAGGGUAAAUGGGAUGGGGAAAAUCAGGCAAAGGAGAUUGCAUAUGUGCAUAUAUAUGUGUGUGUGGGUGUGCGUGUGUGUGUUGGGAACAGUUGACACUCACCAGUGAAUUUUAACAACCUUUGCAUUGGCGUUUGUCAAUACAGUGUUUCUUUUUCGCUGAAUGUUGGCAGUUUCCAGUUUCUGACAUAGUGCCAAUCUAUUUAUCUGUCUAUAUAUAUAUGCACAUAUAUAAACAUUUCUGUAUUCCAGAUACAGAAAUGGCAGAAAUUUAUAUGUAUAGAAGUUUAUUUAAUUACACCCUGCAGUGGCAAAGGGAGAGAAUUCUCCUAUCAUAUCCAGCAAGGGUUUAUCUAGAAAAAUUUUGUAACUGCUGAUUAUGUGGAAAGUACAGGUGAAAUGCAACACAGCUAAGGCUGUAGAAAGAACUAUGGAGUCCUUUCUCAUUGAACUUUUUAAAAAAGAAACAAAGGGAUAAUCAGCACUUAUUUUAAUGUAGGAUGUAGUUUUCCAACAACACAAGGCUGGGCUGCAGGUAAUUCACUCAAGAUAAGCUGGAAUCUACCAUAGGUGGCACCAUUCAUACAGGCCUUUCGCUAUACUUGCAUCAUAUCGCAGGUGGCUGCAUGAAUACCAAAACCCUAUAGGUGGGACAGAUUGCAUCAAUUAUUCCAGUAUCUGAUCGUCCCUUGCCUGAGAGGGAGAGAGGUUGAUGAUGAUUGGUUGGAAAGGAUGCAUUCAUCCCGCUGGGUAUAGACGUACAGCUCCAGCUUUUAGGUAUGUCCUGCAUUGGCAUGGGAUGUAAUCAUAAGAGAAGCCAUUCCUAUGCAGCUGGAGGGGACACGUAUAAAUUGGCCUCCUGCUAAUCAUCUCGAGUAAAUCCAGUUUGCCUCUGUGUAAACGCCAUGCAACCGUGGCAAGCGUGUGCAUGCCAAAAGGAUACCGGCGAGAUGUUGAGAGCUUUGCCUUUUCAACGGGUCAAAAUGGCCGACCAUUUAUACAGGCUUGUUAAAAAGGAGCAUUUGCCAACACAUCGUUGUCUGCCAGUCUUUCACAGAUCUCGAUUUCAGCGGGAGAUCUGUGCUCAGCUGCCAUUCGGAGAUUCUCACUGGCUAGCUUGUCAGUAGAACCACGUUUCGUUUUCUUGCUUAUUUUGAGAGGUUUUCUCUUCUCCCACUUUGAUAGGGUGAAUUAAUAAGGUAUUGAUGCGUCUUUUUGCACAACGGUCACUUCAGCAUCUCAAGUGGAAGCAGUAUUUUUUUUAAAAAAAACACUGCAAUUUUAGUCUGUUGGGGGAAAUUGUUAGCUGUUUCCUCAAAACAGCAAGAGCUCAGACUGUUAUAUGUAUGAUAAGGGAUGUGUUGGGAGGAACACAAAAAAUUAUAUAUAAAUAGCUCCCCUCUCCUUCUUUCAGCUCAUUCCUGAAAAAAUUAUUUUGUGUGGAUGUGUUCCCAAAGUCAAGCUGUAAGGAUGAACUUGUUAUAGCAUCUCAGAGGUUUCCAGACCUCUUCUACUAAUUUGUACGGGCUUCCCAUUUCCCUUCAGAAAGAUCACAUGGAUUCAUAAUGGGAGACCAGCCAGCAUGGGGUUAAUACAGGAUCUUGUGUAAGCUGCAGUUGUAAAAUGCUAAUCGUGGAAGAGUUGUGUCAAUUUGGCAGGAGGUUAUUAGGGGUCUGUCAAUCGCAAGCACAAUAUUUCACAUGAGUUUGCACAAUUUUCUCUUAAUAAGGUAACAGUAAUAAUUAAAAGUCUUUUACUCUCUGCUGGAGCUGACGAGAUAUCAGAGGACUUUUGGGGGGAACUAUUUGCAUAAUGUCCCUUCGGUACUUUUUCAUUUUGAAAACUGCUUUGCGUUGUUAUUUUGGAGAUCGUGAAUAGAGCUUCAGUUGAACUAUUAUUUAACCAAUUGCAACCCUUUUUCACGUUUUGCACAAGCAUUCUUUAAAAUGCUGGGUAUUCAAGGGUUCAGGUUUUGGCACCCUCUGAGUGCCAAAAUCUGCCGAGUGUUAUAUUGGUAAUAAUCUUCAUUACCCUUGAGUUGUGGUGAUAGGUUAUAACAGCAGAUUUUGGUCUGAUUCUGCCUUUGCUGUAGUAAAUGAGGCAAAGAAGAGCAAUUUUGUCCUUCAAAAUCAGGGUAUGCUCUGUGCCAUUCAGCGCUCUUGAGACCAGUUUGCACAUUCUUCCAGCCAGGCAGCUUCUCCGUGUGGAUCGUCUCCAUCACUCCCACUCUGGGUACAAACAACAAGAAGAGUUUGGAUCUGUACCCUGCUUUUCUCGACUGUAAGGACUCUCCUUCCCUUCCUUACCCAACCACUGAGAGAGUUCUGAAAGAACUGUGUCUAACCAAGAUAACCCAGUAUGCUUCAUGUCGAGGGGUGGUGAAACAAACUGCUUCACCAGAUAACAGUUUAUCUGCUCUUAACCAUUACACCGCACUGGCUCUCCUACAAAAUAACUAUGACAUCCUGCCAAUCAUCAGACCCAACCAUGUGAUGGCUUAUUUUGUAGGAUCUUCCUCCUCCACCCUGAUCAGGGGAAUAAUUGCAUUAAUAACACCUAGAUGCCCUACCUGGAUGGCCCAGGUGCCAGGAAGUUCCCAGGAAGCUCUGCAGGGCUUAACCCUGGUUAAUUCUUGGAUAGGAAAUCAUCACCAGGGUUACUCUGCAGGGGUAGGCCAUGGUGAACCAUCUCUGAACGUCCCUGGCUUUGAAAACCUUUUGAGGGAUCACCAUCAGUUGGUUACAACUGGAUGGCACUUUCUACCAUCACAUAGAACUCCCAUGGAACAAAAUGACUUUAGGUCAACCAGCCUUUAUUGUUGUUUAGCCAGAAGCCAGGUGAAUGUGCAAACUGGACCAAAGAGACUGAGUAAAAAUCCAACCCAACUUUGCUAUCAGUCAUUUAAUCACUUGUUUUGAGACUAUCGUAGGGGCCAGUUUGAAUGAGGCUCCAUGCGGACCCUGCAUGAGGUGAGGGAAUGAAAUCACUUAUGCCUCCUCGUCCUUCCUCCAGUGGCCAUGCCUGUCCUGCCUUUGGGUCAUUGGGUCCAACAUGGUUUGCGUUUGAGAAGCUGCAUCGGACUAGAACUCGAGCACGCAGAAAGUCUUGAGAAACCGAGGGCACUUCCGCACAUGCAGAAUAAGGCACCUUCGAUCCACUUUUAGUGAACUUUGCCUCUGGAAUUUUCGGUGCAAAGUAGCCAAAUCCACUUGCAAACAACUGCGGAAGUGGGUCGAAAGUGCAUUAUUCUGCACGUGCGGAAGUGCCUUGAGGCUGGGCUCGGCCUUCAGUCCGUUGCCUUGGACUUCAGCGCCAGUCAUCUUGAGGAACAGAUUCAAGCCCGUGAGAACGUAUCUGAGGAAGUGAACUCUGACUGAUGGGAGUCCAUAUGAAAGCAGAUGAGGUUACUCUUUAAGGUGCCACUGGACUUUUGUUUUAUCACAAGAACUUACAGCACGAGACGCCCGUUUGUCUUUAAGGGGGCACCAGAUUCCUUUUCAUUUUGCUGCCACAGGCUAGCAUGCCUGUAGUCCUCUGGAACGGGCAGUUUGUUAGUGGUUUGGCUUCCUCAUUUGCAUUGGGUUUGUACAUAUACCAUCUAUUGCAGGGGUCCCCGGCAUGGUUUCUGGGGGCCCAGUGAUACCUUUUUGGUGACCACCAAAGUAAUUGGGUCCAGCAGGGCACCUGAUUAGCCUUAGGAGACCAGAGUGGUUGUGUAGAUCUUUAGCAAUCCUGCUGUGGCAUCUAUGGCUGCCCCCAUGACUCAAGGAUCUUCAAUGUGAAACUGAAGGUAAACUAUGUGUAGGCAAGAAAAUGCUCUUCAACAGUAGUUUCAUCGUAAAAGGCAUCCUUUUAAACAGAGCUUCUGCCUGAAAUGUUGAAGACUUACUAUUAGGGUUGUACAUAUCCACACUCCCAUUACAUUCUGGGAUGGUUGCCACCAUUCUGUUGGCAGAAUUGCAAAGCUCCCUGCAGUCUCAAAAAAGGUUUGGGACCUCUAAUCUAGUGUCGAUUGCCACGGAAUUGUUUCCCAGAUAAGUCUGAAAGAUCCAAGGUCGCCGAUUUAACCUUAACUAAUUAGCCAACCUUUUGUCACAAUGGCAUCUACCAUGGGCCUUUCCCCACUUACCGUUUGCUGCGCGCUACUGUCCCCAAAUAGCGCGUGGUCCAGUGGCGCUCCCCACGAGUCCGG